GGAAGAAAGUAGAAAAUUAAUAAUCUCCGUCGACGAGAUCUACCGUCAGGAUCUGAGAUUUGUUAACACUCUCCGGCGACAAUGAGUUCUCCGGUAGCGAGUAUGUUCACAAAUUUCACAAAGCUCUGCAAAGGACUUGCUCUUGUGCUUGUGGUGGGACACCUCUUGGUUCAGUUCGUUCCCGCCACCGUCCCUUACCUUGCUCUCGUUCCCGCCAGGACUAUUCCUUUUGGUUGGAUUCUGAUUACAAGUGGCUAUUUUGAACUCUCUGUGUAUGGGGUUGUCAUCAGCACUGUUUCUCUCCUCUUUAUGGGGAAGUUUCUGGAGCCUGUUUGGGGUUCCAAGGAGUUUUUCAAGUUCGUCUUCGUCGUGAACUUUCUUACGUAUCUCUGUGUUUUCGUGACAGCCAUUGCUUUAUACUACAUUACCAGGCUAGAAAUCUACCUAUAUAUGCCCUUUGCAGGUUUUCAUGGUGUCUUGGCGGGUCUUCUUGUCGGGAUAAAACAGAUAAUACCUGACCAGGAGGUGUUGUUCUUAAAGAUAAAAGCAAAGUGGUUGCCCUCUAUUACGCUAGUUUUGUCAAUAGCCUCAAGCUUCUUCACAAUAAAUUCAGCAGCGUAUCUUCCCACUUUGAUAUUUGGUACAUAUAUGGGAUGGUUAUACCUCCGAUACUUCCAGAGGAGGCCAGAAACUAAGCUCAGAGGUGAUCCCAGUGAUGACUUUGCCUUCUCUACUUUCUUUCCUGAAUUUCUCAGACCGGUAAUUGACCCUAUAGCCUCAAUCUUUCAUCGGAUGCUUUGUGGACGAUCAAAUGCCACCAGCGAUGACCAUGGUUAUACCACCAGCGGUGCUCCUUUACCAGGUUCUGACUCCGUUGAAGCUUCUAGAAGGAGAGAAAGAGGAGCAAGGGCUCUAGAGGAGAGACUUGCAACGGAAAGGGUGGUUCCUCCAAGAAACAAAGAUGAGUCGCAGAGUGAUGCUCUGGAUAACGUUUAAGUGGAGACUGCUAACUAGCGAUGUGUGGGGUUUCUUGUUUCAGGUGGCCAGUGUUUUUUUUUUCUAAAUGAAAUUGGCUUUAUAUCAAUCAGCUUCUCCGUAAAUUACCUAUGACAGCUCGGAAAAUUAGUGCAUUCCCUUGGAUAAACAAACCAGUUAGAACAAACAAGUUCCAAUGGUAGAGAAUAUAAAAGUUAGACUUCACCUCUAUAAACUUCUCAAAGUCAAAACUCUUUCAUGUCUGAUAUGAUUUUUUGUUUUAUUUUUGGACGUCUCUCUAAUCUAUUGUUAUCAGUCUAAUCAUAUAUCUAUUACUUGUAAGUGAAUGAUUUGAAGAAAUUAUAAGAUUUAG
This is a messenger RNA of Eruca vesicaria subsp. sativa (arugula), 1348 nucleotides long. Lineage: Eukaryota; Viridiplantae; Streptophyta; Magnoliopsida; Brassicales; Brassicaceae. The record is from the annotation of a GenBank genome assembly.